UUCCAGAAAGAGUAGCUCUUUGAAAAGGAAGAAUGAAGAUGCAAGAAGAACUGUAGAAUCGACACAAAGAAGCGCUCCAUCGUACAAAACAAGCAGAAGUGCAACCAGUGGAUCCUCUCAAGGACAGCCAAAGUUCUAUGACAUCUAUCUUAAGUUUAGUCAAGACACGGAUGAUGUACAUAAGGUGAAGGAUAUCAUCCGCAGGAAUGGCUGGACGAUGAUGACUGCUGCCGACAGCAGGCUUGGUGUCCCGAAAAUGACCAGUAUCGAGGACGCCCUGAAGACCUGUUCCCACGUGGUCCUUAUAAUCACGAAGGAGGAUUGCGAGAAGAACGAUCCAUAUCAGACCAUGAUGAUGGGGAUGGCAUUUCAGUCGACGGUGGGCGGGAGUUUGAAUGGCCGGGUGAUUUCAAUCCGAUGCUGCGAGGAGAGUCAUCUUCCGUUAUCGCUUCAGAGUUUGGAAAAUGCAUGCAUCAAUGAUCACUCUCUAGAGGACAAACUAAAGAGGACCAUUGAUGUUAGCAUCAAGAAGAACAAAGAAAGAUCAUCAGUGGGUACUAGCUCCACGUUGCCAAUAGAAGGAUCCAUUGCACCUCCAGUGUCCUCUGACCUCACCACACAGCCUCUGGCAGCGGCACGGGUUGCAUCAGAGGAUGAGCGGAUCUUCCCGCGAAUCAACGAUCGGCCAGCUGUUCCAAGCUCCUCGGUGAACAUACAUGGGAAUGUUUUUAACAUCGGCUCCAUGUAUGUUACAGGGAGACAUGAUCUUGUGCCGCCGCACCCAAUGAUUAUCCCCCUUGUGGUACGGCACGAGCUGAGUAAACUGUUGAACGGUCCCCGUGUUACUCAUGACGACUGGAAGGGACUUGCUAGUGCCUUGCGAUUGGAUGACUACAUCGCUAGUCUGACCAACAAGCCAGACCCAACAUCAGAUCUGAUUGACCUGGCGGAGAGACAGAAGAAGAUUUGCAGCCUCGAGGAUCUGAGGCUCACUCUGAAGCAGAUGAAGCGCGAUGAUUGUGUGGAUGUUCUUGAUGCCGGAGCAUCGGUAGAGUCAAACAGCCGUCUUAUGAUCAAAGAUCGGGACAGAAGUAGCAGUUCUAGUGAUGACAGUUACAAUGAAUAAGUCUCUGGAUUGUGAACCACGUGGUAUUGGCUUUGAAUCCCUGCCACAGUAUUAACGUCCUUUGGUAAGACGCUAAUCUACAUUUGCCACACUCAACCCAGGAGAGUUAAUUAGGUUUUUUGUAGGUUUAUUCCUUUAAAUGUACUAUCCGCUGAUAACAGCUGCUGGAGCUAAGCCCAGGGUAUAUAUUCCAAAGCUGUCUGAAAGCGCCUAGGACGUUUUAAUUUGGUGUGCGCUUUACAAGAAUGAAAUAUGAAUAUUAGCAUUGUUUUGUUCAGGUACCGGAAACUAAGUACAUUACAUGGUUAUUAAGGGAGCUUCGUGAAAUGUAUUGUCUUGGAAAGAUGCACCUGAAACGCAAAAGGACUUACUUAUAUUAUAGUUUGUCAUGUCUGAUAAUGAAUGACUUGAUAGAUUUAUAUGUUUUUAUAUACUGUAUUUUACAUUUGUAAAACAUUGCCCAAUUCGGCCUUGUAGGCCGCGAUGCAUUGUUGUUCUUUUAUUCUCAAUAAAACCAUUAUCUAUCUAUCUAUCUAUCUAUAUCAAGAUAGUGCAUGUGUAACAGUUUAAAGGCUUCAUAUCAUAAAGAUUUGAUUCUACAUCGGAGUGAUAACAUUACAAAUUUUAACAACUAGACAUAUUGUGUCCCCCGUGCGGACUCGUCUUUCCUGCCCACUACAUGAAUCUAAUGUACGAUAGUGUGCACACUAUCAUAAUUCAAUUUUCACAGGUAUCAUGUAUAGAAAAGUGCAUUUACAAAUAACCAGAAGUAGCUGCCUAUAUUUGAUAUUUGGAAAAAGUGAUACCUAUUUUUCGGACCUUCAAGCUACGUUUGCACAAUUGAUUUUCCUCUUUUUGUCUAAAACUUGUGUGUACAAAGUGUACAAAUUACAAUUGAUUCCUAACUUUCCAAUUUUUAGCUGUAACAAAUUAGUAGGUAAGACAUGAAAUGAUAGUUAACAGUUCAUGUUUAUUCUUUUGGAUCUUAUCAUCGUAGAUUAAUCUGGGUUUAAAUUUUUCUUUUAACUCAGAGAUUGAUUUGUUGAUGUUGUAUUGUGCUCAAAAUAAUUAUGAAAAUGUUAUUGUAUAUAUGUAUGAUAUGUUGACGAGGGAAGCCGUGAAUAACAUGUUGCCAAUGUUCUAUUGAACUGCAUUAUCUUAGAUGCUGCUUAUAAGUAUCGGCAUGCACGGUGAUGUCGAUAUACAGUGGGCUUGCGGUUGUGCCAUGUGAGAGAGGGUGAGGAUUGGAGCCAUUCCUAAAGCCACUCUACCACCCAUCCUCUCCAACCGGUGCUAAGGUCCUCAUUGGAACUAUCGCUAAGAAAGAUAAUCAACAGUCUUUUUCAAGAAUAUACCAACAGUCCAUUUCAGGACUACACACACACUCGAGAAAGGAAGAUUACCGAGAGUCCUUUUCAAGACUCCCCAAUCCUCCCCUCCAAGUCCAAGUGAGCUUCCUUUUGUAAUGCCCCCCUCUACUGCUGGGCUUUAGUCAAAUUUUAGACCUUGAUCAGAUGACCAUAAAUAUGUUAAAGCUGUUACUCAGUUUGGGGGCCUGGGCUUAUUAUCUAAAACGGGGUUUUUUAUGAAUAAUAAAACGUGCUAAUUGCGUAAUAACUUUUUACAUGAAAGUUGUAUGAAUUCAAUCUUUUAAGAAUUGUAAUUUUGUAUGAGUAAUAUUUUUGAACAAUUGUGAUAUUUGUAAAUAUUUGAGCUUCCUGUUUACACCCUUUGGUAAAAUUUGUGAUAUAUUAAGUUCAUGAAUAUAUAUUUUGUUAACUCGUUGUAAGACAGGGCCCUGGUAUGUAGAACUAAUAUAAAAUAUUAUAUUUACAUGUUGAGAGUCAGUUUUGAUGAAUAAAUGUUGUAUUUUGUGCUUGCACAAGUGAUAAAGAAUUCAUGUGUUAGAGAAUCAUGCGAUACAUUUUCUUACGGGAUUGAAUGAAUAUUUAAUGUAUGAUCUCAACAAUGAUAUUUCAUCUCGCUUUUAUACUGAUUGAUGAUAUAUGUAGAGAAUUCAGAAGUUUCAGCAUUCCACGGAGAUAUAAAAAAAAUAAUAUGUUGUUAUUGCAAUGAAGUGGUUGCUAGUAGUGGAGUUAUAAUUGUCGUAGAGGGCGGCCGAAUGUAAACAAACAUGUAGAGAUAGCUGCGCUCAUGUGCACCGAUUAUCGAUAAACUGUGCUGUUGGUAGGGAUUUCUUUUGAUUAUCCUAGAUGUUAUAAUAAGACACAAAGUAGUUGAUUACGAUUAAACAAAUUAUAUGUUACUACAUUUUUAGUAUAAAUGUCUUGAAGAAGUAUUUUAGCAGUGCUUAACAUUUUAUUGAGUUUGAACUUAAUUAUAUUGAUAGGCCUAUGUCAUACUAUAUGGGUUAUCAAUAUGACAUGCAGAUUAUGCUGUCAGAAUAGCCAGAAAAAUGCAUGGUCCUAUUGAUUAUCGCUGGUAUAUGCUGGCUGUUGAGGCAUCCUAUCCAAUGCCUACGUGUAGUGACUUGGCUGCUACUUGGUUUAUUGGUUUUUCUGCAAAUGUAUAAUUAUGACGUGGUUUAAUGCAGUAGUGUAAAUGUAUACUAUAUUUGAAAUGUAUUUCAGUACAAGAAAUUACUUGGUCUUUUAGAUAUGCACCUUGCUUGUAAAAUUGCUUUCUUUUGUAUAAUGCUUUGGUAAUAAGAAAUACUUCAGCAUUUCAAAAUGCACUUAUGAAAUUACUUCAGUUCAUAGCCAGAAUUUUAGUAAGACAAAUUGUGUUUGAUUGUGAUCAAAUGCUUUUAGAUAAUUGAUUUUUGUUAACAUUUCUAUUCAAAUUUAUUUCCAUUCGGAACUUAAGACAUAGUUUAUAUUAUCAGAGGGUAAUGAGUAAAGUUUAGUUAGAAUAGGGAAACAA
Messenger RNA from Strongylocentrotus purpuratus (purple sea urchin), 4009 nucleotides. RefSeq lists its product as uncharacterized. The coding region runs from base 218 to 1126 and encodes 302 amino acids. The transcript is spliced from 2 exons. NCBI's taxonomy places the organism in Eukaryota, Metazoa, Echinodermata, Echinoidea, Camarodonta, Strongylocentrotidae. Gene Ontology annotation, cellular component: membrane. Gene Ontology annotation, biological process: netrin-activated signaling pathway. Gene Ontology annotation, molecular function: protein binding; netrin receptor activity. The record is from RefSeq and is a predicted model, not a curated record.